Folsomia candida is the source of this 2075-nucleotide messenger RNA. RefSeq names its product lipase member K. The coding region runs from base 475 to 1371 and encodes 298 amino acids. The transcript has 6 exons. Lineage: Eukaryota; Metazoa; Arthropoda; Collembola; Entomobryomorpha; Isotomidae. Gene Ontology annotation, biological process: lipid metabolic process. The record is from RefSeq and is a predicted model, not a curated record.
GCAUACAAAGUUUCCGCAUAAUCCAGACCAUACUUACCGAUAUCCAAGCGGUGUUCAGCACUUACAGAAAACUGAACAAAAAAGUUUCUUUUUUCAUUGCAUUCAAAGCUUCAGAAAACUGGUUUGUUUCAUCCAUUAAGGUAGCCCAAAUGCAUUUAAUUUGUAGUCUCACUCCAGUUCGUAAACUGAAGACGUGAGGAAUAAUCAAGAGAAUGGAAAUUUUCUGCAAAAGAAUAUUUAAUUUUGAGAAUAUUGUCACAAGUUUUCAGUAUUUUAUAAGAUAUCAACUAAUUAAAAUCCAACCAUGAAGAAAUCGUUAUUAAUAAAAUAUUAUUAUUACAAUUUUCUAAAACAUUUACCUUUACGGAUCCUCAUUAAAAAUAUAAUUAGUUGAACGGAUUAAACUUUCAAAUUAUAUUUGGAAAAUGCUCAUCCUUUGAAAUUUAAAUCCCCUCUUUAUAUUCUUCUCAUACCAUGAAAUUUAUCCUGAUAAGUUCGAUUGUUCUCUUGUGGUCAAAAUUGAACGAGAUCGAUUUGAUCCGUCAGAUUGGUGAGGAGUAUCCAGAAAUUAGAUGGCCCAUGACAUCCACCGAUAGAAAGAUUUGUUACGACCAGUUUGACGCCAUGGGAGAGAAGCAAAAUCCUGACACGGGACUAUCAAUUGACCAACUUCUUACCCGACAUGGAUAUCCAGUCCAACGAAUCAAUGUCACCACAGAGGACGGAUACAUUCUUGGCGUUUAUAGAAUACCCUUCAGCCCAAAAUCCUCCAUUGGCGUGGCUAAGAAAGCCGUUCUUUUACAACACGGCCAAGGUGCUAACGGAUUGGCUUGGCUUGUUCAAAGUGGUCCAAGAAAUUUAGCUGACCGUGGUUUUGACGUAUUUAUCUUAAAUGCAAGAGGAAACACUUACUCACAAGGUCACGUGGAUCCUGCAAUGACACCGGAUAACGUAAAAUAUUGGGAUUUUAGUUUCCACGAAAUGGGAAUUUACGACUUGUCCGCAAUAAUUGAAAUGGUGACGGAAACGACCGGAAAUAACGCCAUGUUCUAUGUCGGUCAUUCUAUGGGAACAGCCAUGUUGGCUGUCUUGUUAUCUACCCGGCCAGAAUAUAAUACCCGCACCCUGACCGGAUUUCUUCUCUCGCCUGCCAUACAAUUCGGACGGACGGCCCCACAACUGAAAUUCUUUACGAGGGGGAGCAAUUAUUUUCAGUAUUUUUUCAAUAAAUUUCUCCAAGGAAAAUACGAAGGGAACAAAAUCAUUGAAAAAUAUACGGGAAAAAGGCCAGAAUAUCUUUGCGCGAAAAAACGAGAUGCUUGUGGAUGCAACCAAAUCCGCCUUAAAAUUCCCCAAUUUAAAAGAAUUUAACCAAAUAGACGACCCUCUUUUUACCCACCUUGAUUUCGCAAUUGCUAAAGAUGCCGACAUUUUACUCUACAAUCACAUCCUGACCAUCAUGACCAACGCAACGUAUGAAUAAUUGCGAACAUAGAAUUUUAAGUAUUUAUGCAUGCAUGUAAACUGUGUAAAUUAAUGCAAAUACUUUUUUACAAUUAUUUAAAUAAAUAUUUUACUUCGUAAUAUUUAACUACUGUUUGUAUCCAAUAUUUAUUUAAUGAUUAAAUUAGAAAUUUAUAAAUGAAGUAUUUACAAUUGUACGAUUUUGUGAAAAUGAAAUUAUUUAGGGAUCAGAUUCAUGAAACUGUAUCAUUAUGCAUGGAAAAUGUGCAAGCUUAAGUUUGCACAAUUUUUUUGCAAAAUGUUUGUUACCCGGAUUCCCCGAAACGGAUCGAUUUCUCGUACCACUGCAGAACCCGAGUAAAUAUUUAGAAUGACUUUUCUCAUCUGGUUUUCUAUUGACACAAGUAUUGUACCGUAGAUUUUUAGGGUUAACGAGUACAUUAAUUAAUCCUCAAAUAUUUGUUGAAAAGUUAAUUAUUUUCAGUGAUGUUGCUAAAAUUUCAAGCUAACAAAUACACGAGGUUGCAUCGUGCUUUGCAACUUUCUCACUAAAACAGUUACAAAUUAUGCAACUUGACUUGCAAAUAAAGUUGCACACCUUUAUUCCAAUA